AUGCUCCAAGUAGGCGUAGCGGGCAUGUGGCGCCCAGCGCGUGCGCAGCCGAAGACAGAGUUGCUUGCUGGAGGGGUCAGACCAAAUCCGAGCGCUAGGGUGAAGCUUGGCACAAAGGACGACAUGUGCAGUUUGGCUUCGACAACGUCAAGUCGUCCUGUCGCCAUGUCCGUGACCGUAUUCUUCGGUACACGUUGGAGUCUGAAUGCCAGGACUCGAAGGUGCAAAGCAAGGGCCCUGCCAGACGAGGAGCGAUACUGGGAGCUCAGUGAGGAGGAGCGUGCGCGAUUCGUGGAGGAGAUGGACACCAAUGCACCUUAUCGAUACCUCCUCCUCUUCCUUGCUGCGCUGCUUGUAGGCAAGGCCUUGCCAGAUGCAGUGUUCUCCUACUUAAAGAAUUUGGCCGGGAUUCGUGGUGCAGUGUUGGACCCGUCCAUGCUUGCCUUUGACGCCCUCCUCUGCGGGCUUGGAGUAGGCCUGGCAUAUGCCGCGCUGACUUUGCUAGGCGCACCCGAGCUUCCAGAGCCGCCGGAAAGAGAGAAGUCUGCAGGUCCGCCACCAAAAUAA
This is a messenger RNA of Symbiodinium natans, 567 nucleotides long. The record is from the annotation of a GenBank genome assembly. NCBI's taxonomy places the organism in Eukaryota, Dinophyceae, Suessiales, Symbiodiniaceae.